This is a messenger RNA of Yamadazyma jaroonii, 459 nucleotides long. The record is from the annotation of a GenBank genome assembly. Lineage: Eukaryota; Fungi; Ascomycota; Pichiomycetes; Serinales; Debaryomycetaceae.
AUGCCAUCAAGAAACUCCAUUAAUAAACCAAAAGAUAAGAUCUUGAAGAAUAGUCAUGCCUCCACCAUAGGUAAACGUAGAUCUAAUAGAGUCAGAUUAUCCACCAGAUCAUCUCAUGGUCGUUAUAAUGACAACACCUUACCAACUCCAAGAGACUCAAAAGCUGUAGCUUUAUACACUGGAAAGAUACCUAUUACUACUGAAUUAACUACCAAAACUUUAUCUAAUAAGAAAGCUAAAAAAUUAGCUAGAAAUCAAAAAUAUAAUGAAAAGAGAAAGGAAUUAUUAACCAAAGAUAUUGAUUCAAAGAUGGAAGUUGAAGAUGAAAAGAAAGUUAAAGAAAGUGAAGCUGAAAAAUUAAGAGUCUUAUUAUGGAAUAGCAUUAAAAGUAAUGAUUUACUGUUAUUCAAAAAACAGCCAGAUACUGAAGGUACUACUAUCGGAGUUCAAUCAUUUUAA